This is a messenger RNA of Eptesicus fuscus (big brown bat), 1255 nucleotides long. RefSeq names its product G protein-coupled receptor 173 (gene GPR173). The record is from RefSeq and is a predicted model, not a curated record. Lineage: Eukaryota; Metazoa; Chordata; Mammalia; Chiroptera; Vespertilionidae. Bases 1 to 1122 code for a protein of 373 amino acids. Gene Ontology annotation, molecular function: G protein-coupled receptor activity. The transcript has a single exon. Gene Ontology annotation, biological process: G protein-coupled receptor signaling pathway. Gene Ontology annotation, cellular component: plasma membrane.
AUGGCCAACACCACUGGAGAGCCCGAGGAGGUGAGCGGUGCUCUGUCCCCACCAUCAGCAUCGGCGUAUGUCAAGCUGGUGCUGCUGGGACUGAUCAUGUGCGUGAGCCUGGCGGGCAACGCCAUCUUGUCCCUGCUGGUGCUCAAGGAGCGUGCCCUGCACAAGGCUCCUUACUACUUUCUCCUGGACCUGUGCCUGGCCGACGGCAUCCGCUCUGCCGUCUGCUUUCCCUUUGUGCUGGCUUCUGUGCGCCACGGCUCCUCGUGGACCUUCAGUGCGCUCAGCUGCAAGAUUGUGGCCUUUAUGGCUGUGCUCUUUUGCUUCCAUGCGGCCUUCAUGCUGUUCUGCAUCAGCGUCACCCGCUACAUGGCCAUCGCCCACCACCGCUUCUAUGCCAAACGCAUGACACUCUGGACAUGUGCAGCCGUCAUCUGCAUGGCCUGGACCCUGUCUGUGGCCAUGGCCUUCCCACCCGUCUUCGACGUGGGCACCUACAAGUUUAUCCGUGAGGAGGACCAGUGCAUCUUUGAGCAUCGUUAUUUCAAGGCCAAUGACACGCUGGGUUUCAUGCUUAUGUUGGCUGUGCUCAUGGCAGCCACACAUGCUGUCUAUGGCAAACUGCUCCUCUUUGAGUACCGUCACCGCAAGAUGAAGCCAGUGCAGAUGGUGCCAGCCAUUAGCCAGAACUGGACAUUCCAUGGCCCUGGGGCCACCGGCCAGGCUGCUGCCAACUGGAUCGCUGGCUUUGGCCGUGGGCCCAUGCCACCAACCCUGCUGGGUAUCCGGCAGAACGGGCAUGCAGCCAGCCGGCGGCUGCUGGGCAUGGACGAGGUCAAGGGUGAAAAGCAGCUGGGCCGCAUGUUCUACGCGAUCACACUGCUCUUCCUGCUCCUCUGGUCACCUUACAUCGUGGCCUGCUACUGGCGAGUGUUCGUUAAAGCCUGCGCUGUGCCCCACCGUUACCUGGCCACUGCUGUUUGGAUGAGCUUCGCCCAGGCUGCCGUCAACCCGAUCGUCUGCUUCCUGCUCAACAAGGACCUCAAGAAGUGCCUGAGGACUCACGCCCCCUGCUGGGGCACAGGAGGUGCCCCGGCUCCCAGAGAACCCUACUGUGUCAUGUGAAGCAGGCCGAUAGGCAGACAGACAGGGAGAAGGUCAUGGCCACCAUGAUGGGGCUAACAGAAAGGGAGGGGUAGGGCCCCAUACAGGAGCCUUUCUUUCUGAGCUCCAGCCCUAGCCUCUCAAACCACCCGGA